This is a messenger RNA of Zea mays, 442 nucleotides long. Its product is annotated as aminopeptidase M1-A. Gene Ontology annotation, biological process: proteolysis; peptide catabolic process. The transcript is spliced from 4 exons. Lineage: Eukaryota; Viridiplantae; Streptophyta; Magnoliopsida; Poales; Poaceae. Gene Ontology annotation, cellular component: membrane; cytoplasm. Gene Ontology annotation, molecular function: peptide binding; zinc ion binding; metalloaminopeptidase activity. The coding region runs from base 34 to 405 and encodes 123 amino acids. The record is from RefSeq and is a predicted model, not a curated record.
ACAUACCGUGAAACAACAUUGCUAUUUGAUGAGAUGCACUCUGCAGCUGCCAAUAAGCAACGGGUUGCAGUUGUUGUAGCUCAUGAAUUAGCUCAUCAAUGGUUUGGAAAUUUUGUCACAAUGGAAUGGUGGACACAUAUGUGGCUUAAUGAGGGCUUUGCGACUUGGGUGUCUUACUUAGCUGCAGAUCAGUUCUUUCCUGAAUGGAAUGUUUGGACUCAGUUUCUAGAGGAAUCUACAAUAGGUUUCAAGUUGGAUGCUCUUGCAGGUUCACAUCCAAUUGAGACAGCAAGCUUGCCAAACAUUCAGGAGGAGAGUUCUAGCUCUGGUCAAAAGCAUGGAUUUAGUUGUCAAAAGAGUCCCUUGGCAGUACUUAUAACUAAAACUGUGUAUAAAAGGAAUUAGAGGAAAAUGUGAAGGAGAAACUCUCCCAUUUUUGCCA